CGCCUCCCCGCCCGCCCCACUUCUCAUUCACUUGGCUCGCACGGCGCAGACCGCGCAGGGAGCACACACCGCCAGUCUGUGCGCUGAGUUGGAGCCAGAGGCCGCGGGGACACCGGGCCAUGCACGCCCCCAACUGAAGCUGCAUCUCAAAGCCGAAGAUUCCAGCAGCCCAGGAGAUUUCAAAGAGCUCAUACUCAGAGGAACAUCUGCGGAGAGACCCCCGAAGCCCGCUCCAGGACCGUCCUCAUCCAGACGCUCCGCUAGAGCAGACAGGAGCGCGCAGUGGCCCCGGCUCGCCGCACCAUGGAGCGGAUCCCCAGCGCGCAACCACCCCCCGCCUGCCUGCCCAAAGCACCGGGACUGGAGCACGGAGACCUACCAGGGAUGGAUUUUGCCCACAUGUACCAAGUGUACAAGUCAAGACGGGGAAUAAAGCGGAGCGAGGACAGCAAGGAGACCUACAAAUUGCCGCACCGGCUCAUCGAGAAAAAGAGACGUGACCGGAUUAACGAGUGCAUCGCCCAGCUGAAGGAUCUCCUACCAGAACAUCUCAAACUUACAACUUUGGGUCACUUGGAAAAAGCAGUGGUUCUUGAACUUACCUUGAAGCAUGUGAAAGCACUAACAAACCUAAUUGAUCAGCAGCAGCAGAAAAUCAUUGCCCUGCAGAGCGGUUUACAAGCUGGUGAGCUGUCAGGGAGAAAUGUUGAAACAGGUCAAGAGAUGUUCUGCUCAGGUUUCCAGACUUGUGCCCGGGAGGUGCUUCAGUACCUGGCCAAGCACGAGAACACUCGGGACCUGAAGUCUUCGCAGCUUGUCACCCACCUCCACCGGGUGGUCUCAGAGCUGCUGCAGGGUGGUACCUCCAGGAAGCCAUCGGACCCAGCUCCCAAAGUGAUGGACUUCAAGGAAAAACCCAGCUCUCCAGCCAAAGGCUCGGAAGGUCCUGGGAAAAACUGCGUGCCAGUCAUCCAGCGGACUUUCGCUCACUCGAGUGGGGAGCAGAGCGGCAGCGACACGGACACAGACAGUGGCUACGGAGGAGAAUCGGAGAAGGGCGACUUGCGCAGUGACCAGCCAUGCUUCAAAAGUGACCACGGACGCAGGUUCACCAUGGGAGAAAGGAUCGGCGCAAUUAAGCAAGAAUCCGAAGAACCCCCCACAAAAAAGAACCGGAUGCAGCUUUCGGAUGAUGAAGGCCAUUUCACUAGCAGUGACCUGAUCAGCUCCCCGUUCCUGGGCCCACACCCACACCAGCCUCCUUUCUGCCUGCCCUUCUACCUGAUCCCACCUUCAGCGACUGCCUACCUGCCCAUGCUGGAGAAGUGCUGGUAUCCCACCUCGGUGCCAGUGCUAUACCCAGGCCUCAACGCCUCUGCCGCAGCCCUCUCUAGCUUCAUGAACCCAGACAAGAUCUCGGCUCCCUUGCUCAUGCCCCAGAGACUCCCUUCUCCCUUGCCAGCUCAUCCGUCCGUCGACUCUUCUGUCUUGCUCCAAGCCCUGAAGCCGAUCCCCCCUUUAAACUUAGAAACCAAAGACUAAACUCUAGGGGAUCCUGCUGCUUUGCUUUCCUUCCUCGCUACUUCCUAAAAAACAACAAAAAAGUUUUUGUGAAUGCUGCAAGAUUGUUGCAUUGUGUAUACUGAGAUAAUCUGAGGCAUGGAGAGAAGAUUCAGGGGGUGUGUGUGUGUGUGUGUGUGUGUAUGUAUGUGUGUAUGUGUGUACGUGCGCGUGCGCCUGCGUGCACAUGUGUGCCUGCCUGUUGGUCUAGGACUUUAAAGCUUCUUUUGGCAUAGGGAAGUCACUAAGGAUUGCUUGACAUCAGGAGACUUGGGGGGAUUGUAGCAGACUUCUGGGCUUUUCCCCACCCAGAGAAUAGCCCCCUUUGAUACACAUCAGCUGGAUUUUCAAAAGCUUCAAAGUCUUGGUCUGUGAGUCACUCUUCAGUUUGGGAGCUGGGUCUGUGGCUUUGAGCAGAAGGUACUUUCAAAAGAGGGCUUUCCAGGGCUCAGCUCCCAACCAGCUGUUAGGACCCCACCCUUUUCCCUUUAUUGUCGACGUGACUCACCAGACGACGGGGAGAGAGCAGUCAGACCGAGCUUUCUGCUAACAUGGUGAGGUAGCAGGCACUGGCAUAGCACGGUAGUGGUUUGGGGAGGUUUCUGCAGGUCUGCUCCCCACCCCUGCCUCGGAGGAAUAAAGAGAAUGUAGUUCCCUACUCAGGCUUUCGUAGUGAUUAGCUUACUAAGGAACUGAAAGUGGCCCCCUUGUACAAGCUGAGCUGCCCAGGAGGGAGGGAGGGAGGAGUUCCCUGGGCUUCUGGCACCUGUUUCUAGGUCUAACCAUUAGUACUUACUGUUCAGGGAUCCAAACCAAGGUCUGAGAGACACAGACACCCCGAGCGAGCACCCCAAAGUGCACAAAGCUGAGUAACAAACUGCUGCCUUCAAACAGAACUAGACUCAGUUUUCAGUUCCAUCCUAAAACUCCUUUUAACCAAGCUUAGCUUCUCAAAGGCCUAACCAAGCCUUGGCACCGCCAGAUCCUUUCUGUAGGCUAAUUCCUCUUGCCCAACGGCAUAUGGAGUGUCCUUAUUGCUAAAAAGGAUUCUGUCUCCUUCAAAGAAGUUUUAUUUUUGGUCCAGAGUACUUGUUUUCCCAAUGUGUCCAACUAGCCCCGCAGCAGCUUUUCAAAAUGCACUAUGCCUGAUUGCUGAUCGUGUUUUAACUUUUUCUUUUCCUGUUUUUAUUUCGGUAUUAAGUCGUUGCCUUUAUUUGUAAAGCUGUUAUAAAUAUAUAUUAUAUAAAUAUAUUAAAAAAGGAAAAUGUUUCAGAUGUUUAUUUGUAUAAUUACUUGAUUCACACAGUGAGAAAAAAAAUGAAUGUAUUCCUGUUUUUGAAGAGAAGAAUAAUUUUUUUUUUCUCUAGGGAGAGGUACAGUGUUUAUAUUUUGGAGCCUUCCUGAAGGUGUAAAAUUGUAAAUAUUUUUAUCUAUGAGUAAAUGUUAAGUAGUUGUUUUAAAAUACUUAAUAAAAUAAUUCUUUUCCUGUGGAAGAGAAA
Molecule: messenger RNA, 3059 nt
Organism: Mandrillus leucophaeus (drill)
Lineage: Eukaryota; Metazoa; Chordata; Mammalia; Primates; Cercopithecidae
Gene: BHLHE40
Product: basic helix-loop-helix family, member e40
Exons: 5
Coding region: 304-1542 (412 amino acids)
Biological process (GO): circadian regulation of gene expression; anterior/posterior pattern specification; regulation of neurogenesis
Cellular component (GO): nucleus
Molecular function (GO): DNA-binding transcription factor activity, RNA polymerase II-specific; RNA polymerase II cis-regulatory region sequence-specific DNA binding; protein dimerization activity
Source: RefSeq, a predicted model, not a curated record